This is a messenger RNA of Moesziomyces aphidis, 1125 nucleotides long. The record is from the annotation of a GenBank genome assembly. Lineage: Eukaryota; Fungi; Basidiomycota; Ustilaginomycetes; Ustilaginales; Ustilaginaceae.
AUGUACAACGGUAUUGGCCUCAAGACGGCGCGCGGCACGGGCACCAACGGCUACAUCCAACGCAACCUCUCCAACGUCCGACCGCGCGACAAUCCCUUCACCAAACCCGCCUCCUCGUCCGCCCCCGACGUGCGACACACGCAGCCGGAUGCAGCGAUUCUGGAGCACGAACGCAAGCGCCGCGUCGAAGUGCGCUGCAUGGAGCUGCGCAUCCAGCUCGAAGACGACGACGUGCCCGACGACGAGAUUGAGCUCCAGGUGCAGGCGCUGCGCGAGAAGCUGACGGCACAAUUGGAGCAGCAGCGCGAGGAGGAGGCGGUGUCGAAGGUCGAUGCGGCUCGGUUGAGGGUCGGCGACACGCACAGGCUGGCGGAAGCUAAGCAGCAUGAUGAGCGACGAUUCGCUCGGGCGGUGGGGGUGGAGAGCGGGUAUAGGGAGGGCGAUGCGUUUGAUCGCGAGCUGCAGGAACGCAAGAAGCAGGAACGCAUCGAAGAGCGAAGGAGGAGGGACGAGGAGAGGAAGAGAGAGUGGGAUAGGAGGAAGGAGCAGCAGGCUGAGGCGAGGAGGGAGCGCGAAAGGCCGCACGAGGAGAGGGAUGCUGGAUGGACUAGACACAGUGCGAGGGAGGAAAAGGUGUCGCGUUCGCCCUCGCCUCGCGCAAGGAAGCGCAGCAAGUACAGCGAAAGUUCGGGAUCCGAGUCCGACUCGAGCGAGCGAUCCCCGCGACGCAGAGAUGACGGCAGGGGAAAGAGGCGAGAGGUGCAACGUGGACGUACGAGAAGUCGAUCCGCUUCCAGAUCGAGCUUCACCUCCAGCUCCAGGUCGAGGUCGAGGUCGAGGUCAAGGUCGAGCUACGAUUCUCGUUCGCGCUCGCGAUCAAGGUCGAGGUCGAGAUCACGCUCUGUAUCACGUUCGCGUUUGCGUUUGCGUUCGCGCUCGCGUUCGCGCUCAGCCUCGUCUCGAUCGCACAGCGUCGGUCGUCGUCGCUCCUACUCGCGCUCACCCUCUCGCUCCGUCUCCUCCCGCAGCCGCAGCCGCAGCCGCAGUGGCAGUCUCAGUCGCAGUGUUACUCCCGUACGCGCGCUUCCACCCGGCCCGCCACCCACACGCCCCCCAGGCCUUUGA